Babesia ovata is the source of this 4494-nucleotide messenger RNA. RefSeq lists its product as uncharacterized. Lineage: Eukaryota; Apicomplexa; Aconoidasida; Piroplasmida; Babesiidae. The record is from RefSeq and is a predicted model, not a curated record. The transcript is spliced from 4 exons. The coding region runs from base 1 to 4494 and encodes 1497 amino acids.
AUGCGCCAUUUCAUCCCCUUUACCUCUUUUAUGUCUCCUUUAAUCCACCCUCAAUCCAACUACAAUAACCAUUAUAAUGAAGUUCAUUAUCUUACAGAGGAUGCUAGAAACAGAGCCUUGAAGGAUAUUGAUGCCCGUCGUAUCUCUCUUGGUAAGCUUGCUGGACAACUUAUGGGUUUUAUUGGUGGGAGUGAGGAAGUAAAAAAUGCACUUGUAAAUGGUUUGCACAGUAAUGUAAAUCAGCUUGAAAAGCUUUUGAAAACAUCUUGUGGAGAUAAGGGGUGUUGUAAGUAUAAUGAUGAUGUAAAAAAUAACCUUAAUGAUGUCAAUGAGAAGCUUAAAAAUCACCUUAAAGAGGAACAAAAAGCCUCUAAAAAUCUUACUGAAAUCCUUUCUCAGUGCAAGUUAAAUGAUCUUGAUGGUCCCUUAAAAGAGCUUAAAGAUGCAAUUACUGAGAAAAUUGAGAAGCUUAAUAAAGAUAUUGAGAGCCUUAAAAAAGCAGAUAAAGAUGCUAAACAACGCAAUGAAACUCCUCAAAAUGCCUCUGAAAUUGUCAAGUUUAAUAAGGAUCUUCAGUCUCAUAAUGCUUCCAAGAGGUCUCUUGAGACACUGAAAGAGCUUUGUGGAUAUGCUGGGAAAAUUCAAAAAAAUCAUGAAAAUCCUAAAAAGCUUUUAGAGAGUCUUUGUACAGGCCUCGAAAAAUUUCUCGGCUACCAGGAUGGUAAUUACACCGGAGAGGGAAUUGUGUACUCGGACCUUGACAGGCUCUGCGACGGGGUGAUGGCGUUCUUGCACGGGGUGCUCAGUGGAGUGAAAGAUGAUGAGAGUGUUACAACUUAUGAUAAAAAUAAUGACAUUAAUAAUGUUCUUGAGAAAUUAAAUGAUAGUGUAGGUAAAGGCCGUAAGGCCUUCGAGGAGGCCGUGACUCAGGUGGACACAUUGACCAAGAAUGUUACAAGACCAUUAGGUGCAAUCGAGAAAUUCAAGUCUUCAGAAUACGACGCUAUCUCAGGGCAGUUGGCGGACUGGACUGACUCAGUCCAGAUGCUUCCGACUCUCCCAAAAUCCUCACUUAAGUCACUUAGCGCCUUAGAUGGCAAACUAAAAAAUCACUUAGAAACAAACGUAUGCGUAAUUCUCAGUAGUGUUAAUACAUUUGUGGAGUCCACUAAGCAUAGCUACGAUGACUUGGUGGCGGUGGCUAGCACUGUGGAUAGGGACCUUACUGGGCUGGAAAACCAGGUGAAUGUCACAGUUCAGCAUGAAGUAGAUAUACUUAAACGGGACAUGUACGACAAUAUUGACACUCUUCAGAAAUAUGUAAAAAAAGUGCUUGAGGAGAAAGUUGAUGCCUUGAAGAAGACUGUAGAGAAGUUAGAGAAGAUAAGGUUGAAGAUUGAACGAGGCGCCAAUAAUAUAAAUGAGAGGUUUCAAGAAGAUAGUUUUACUCUGGGCACUGACACUGUCCCUGGUAUGGCGACUAAGGCGCUCGGCAUUUUUACGAAGGCCUGUCAUAUUCGUGAUGAUAAGCUUGGGAAUUUGUGGGCGGAAAUUCAGGCAGCACUUACAAGGCUUGCUGAUGAAAUUGCGCAACAUGAUGGUGGGCCAAAAUCUCAAAACCCAGGUUCGCUUGACAGAAUUGUGAAAAGCGUUGGCGAGUAUGCUACGGAUUUCAAGAGCACCUUUGAAUCGGCCAUCGUAACCAUGGUUGGGAAUAUUAUGAAACGUGAACCUGUUAAGCAUUAUACAGCUGCAUAUGUUACCAGUGUCAAGGGUAGACGUAUAGGUGAUAUGGAUCCAAUGAUAGCUGCAGAUGUAAGAAAUGUUGUGGAUGCGGUGCAAAAUAAUAUCACAACUCAGCUUAAACAGAAUUCUCUACAGAGUCCUGUAUCUUCCGAGAAUGUUGAAUCGGAUUUGCAAGCUGUCAAAAAGUACCUUCACGAUUUUGCCGCCCACGCCGCUGCGAAACUUCACUCUAAUGUUACAACCAUUGUUUCUUCCAUUGAACAGGAUUUACGAAAGAAAAGAGUUUUUGUGAAUCCUCAUGCGCAACUAUAUCUAAAGCGUUCUGUUCAGUCCAUUUUAACCGCAGUCAAGACUGCGGCUGAUGAAUCCGAAAAGGAAAUUGGAAAUUUCAGCACAAUGUCGUACAUUGCUAACUUGGCAACUGCUAUGAAGGCGGUUAAGGAUAUAGGAACGAAGCUUCAGGGAUUGAUUGAAGGUCCGCAUAUUAAUCCAAUUAAAUGUAAAAUGACUGAUGAGGUUACGAAACCUGCUGAGAAGAUUAAGAGUACACUGGCGCAAAUUAUAGAGGGGGUUAGGCUGAAUAUCAGAGCGCUAAACGAUGUUGCUAAGACAGAACCAAUUUCAGGCAAACAACCUGAAGAUAACAUUAAACUGUGUCAAAAUAAUCUUACCAAUGAUGCACGUAACCUGGACACAGACGUCCAGCGUACAUUAACAAACCAAUGCACAGUAUUGAAGCACACCAAAUUCACACCUACUGUACAGGCCUGCGAACAUGCAAUAGUAAACCGUGUCACCGCCGAGACGGCCGACACGAAAAAGAGCAUAAAAAACGAUGCGCUCACGAAGUUCGUAAUGACCAAGGCAAAGGAAUUGAAUGAAUUAAAACAACUCGUCACCAAUGAGUUGGACAAAAUGAUAACCAUAAUUGAUACCGAUUUAAAGACGGGAAUGAAAGGCCUGAUGAAAACCAUGAAAAAUUCUGAAACCAAUCUUGCUGAAAUUAAAAGUCUUGUCACCUCGCAACCUGCUUCAGAUAUGAAUAAUGCUCAAAAAUGCCAAAGUUUUUGCAAUAUAUUGAAAACCUACUUUACUGCUAUUUACAAUUAUUUUUUCGGUCUACUUUACCCAAAACAUGAAACCAUUCAGUCCAUCCACUCCGCUUUAACCACUCUCCUCUCCCACCUGUCCACGCAAAAACACUUCACCCACGAGGUCCCCGGAAUGCUCGCGGAACUCAAGACGUCCGUCCAAGCACUCACUUCUACAGCAUUCGCCAACCCCGCGUACCCCGUGCUCGACGCUUUCCCCAAGAGCCUGCUGCCGUUCGUCGAGCAGCUGGAGAGGGGGUACGUGAACAGGUAUGAGGGGGGUGAUAAAAUAACAUGGGAGAAAGAGGGGAGUACAUCAACCGUGUACAGCACCCAUGUCAGCUAUAAUACUGAGCUGACUGAGGAAAGCCAAAAGGGCGCUAGAGUAUUCCUUAGCAUAAUGGACAUCAUUUCUGAUGCCUUUAGCAAAAUGGAUUACAAGUGUAAUGGUGACUGGAGUAGUAAAAAACUUUGCGAAAAAGUCAACGGUGAUGAAAAUCCCCUCGGCGCAUUUUUGAAACGCUGCGGUUUCGAGGUCGCCAAAAAUGAGACAUCCAAGGACGGCGAAUUACAUCAUGAGAGUGUAUGGAAUGGGAAGAAGAUACAUGAGGAUUGCCUUAGGGCUGUUCAAGACGCCACCAACAAUGAACAUCUUAAAGCGUGUGUAUCAAAAGACAGCAGCAUUAAAGUGCUAGACAUUCUUUCAUGCCUUAUGACUCACCUUAACCAAUAUAACCAAGUAGGCCACAUAGCAACAUUCACCGCCACUAGGACACCCUGCAGUAUUUUUGAUAUACUGUGUUGGCUGUCCGGCCUUCCGCAUAAUGCAGUAUUCCAGAAACUCACAACACAUUGUAGCUCAUACGACACAAAAGGUGACACCGAUUUACGGAAACGUUUGUUAGACGCGGUAGCAUAUAGUUUCCCCAACAUCGGCAAGUAUUCACAUAAUAUGUUGACCACUAUUGUUGGCACUGGAAACGCCGAUACCAUAUAUGGCUCUGACCUCGCUAACAACUCUCUCAAAUUUAAAUACCCUGCUUCCGGCGAGGAAUGUCUGUCCACUCUUCUAGACAUUAUGCGUAGAUUGUUGCCGGUAUGUAGAUUCUUGUAUAAACAAUGUGGAGUCCGUCCAUCUCAUUUCGGUUGGCGUGAUUGUCAGUACGGCAAAAAUAUUCCCACCGCCAAGUGGCCGUGUACCGACCAUUCAACCGACAAAACAAAUAGCCAACCAACGACUAAACCAACGUGCCAAGCAAACACCGAACCAAAUCGUCGACCAAAUUGCCAACCAACUUCGCCUUUAAUGUCCUACUUAAAUGACUGCUUGCCGGGUCACUUGCCGCACCAGUUAAUCGAUGCCGGUUGUAAGUCAUCGUGUUCCACCUGCCCAUCCACUUCCAGGAAUGGUAUGCCAUGUUUGACACCAUUAGGCUUUAGAGCCUUUUCUGGGUCAACGAAAACUGGCCGCGAUUUAUGUGAGAUUAUAAAGAAAUUCUUGAUCGAUGUGAAUCUCUCAUCGAUCUUUUGCCUGGGCCCCAAACCUCCAGUUACCCUUCCAGAGCACUUCGGCUUUGCUUUGUCGCUUGUCGGUCAAUGGGCUGAUACUUCUAGGACAAGUCCAUCGCACUUUAUGAUCCGCCGACAGAGCUUAUGA